Molecule: messenger RNA, 3940 nt
Organism: Oncorhynchus mykiss (rainbow trout)
Lineage: Eukaryota; Metazoa; Chordata; Actinopteri; Salmoniformes; Salmonidae
Source: RefSeq, a predicted model, not a curated record
UAAUAACCGGAACUAUUAUCCGCACUACUGUGUUCCACCGUAGGAAAUAAAAUAUUGUUACACCCACAGAAGACAACUUUUUUUUAAAUGUACCGAAGAUAAUCAAUUCUGGUUAAACUAUUGUCCUUUAGUACAGGCUGUCACUCGGAGAGCAAUGGGGGUACACGGGCUGUGGAAGCUGCUUGAGACCACCGGGAAGCCCAUCAACCCCGAGACACUCGAGGGCAAGAUCCUGGCUGUCGACAUCAGUAUCUGGUUGAACCAGGCUGUGAAGGGUGUGAGAGACAGGGAGGGUAACAGUGUCCAGAACGCCCACCUCCUCACCCUGUUCCAUCGUCUCUGUAAAUUGCUCUUUUUCCGCAUCAGACCUGUCUUCGUGUUCGAUGGAGACGCACCUCUGAUCAAGAAACAGACCCUGGCCAUCAGAAGACAGAGAAAGGAGGAGAAGACUAUGGAGUCCAAACAGACCAAUGACAAACUCCUCAAGACCUUCCUGAAGAGACAAGCCAUCAAAGCUGCUCUGGGAGAGAGGAGUCAGGAUCAUCUGCCCAGCCUGUCUGCUGUGAGGAGAGAGGAGGACAUGUUCAUGCUGCCUGCCCUGCCAGCCCAGGAGGAGGAGAGAGAGAGGAGCAGCUCAGACGAGGAGGAGCAGGUGGAGGAGGACAGCCGUCACAUCUACCAGGGGGAUUUCUUUGAAGACUCUAACUCUGUGGACAUCAACUCUGAGGAGUUUUCUGCCAUGCCUCCUGAGGUGAAACAUGAGAUCCUUAAAGACAUGAAGGAAUUCAGCAAGAGACGACGCACCAUGUACCACACACCUCCCGAGCGGUCAGGGGACUUCUCCCAGUACCAGCUAGCAGGACUGCUGCAGAGGAACAAGCUGAACGUGCGUCUGGAGGGGGUGGAGAGAGAGAUGUCCAACCGUAGUGCUGGGAACGCCCCGGGGGUGGAGCUAUACAACCAGGGGGAGGGGCACAGCGUGGAGACACGACGCCUCCUCUCAGAAGACUCCACCCACUACAUCCUCAUCAAAGGUCCGAAGAAGACCGACAGCAGUGAGAGGGUGCCAGACAUCCAGCCUGCGGCCUCUCCCUGGUUGGGUGGUCCCCUGUCAGGGAGGGUUAGGACAGGGGGAGGGGAGAGACCUGAGCCCCUUUGGAGACCCAUCUCAGAGGAGGAGAGCCUGGAGGAGGGACCCUCAUCAUCGUCUAAACAUCCCCAGGACCCGAUCCCGAGCCUGGGGGAUACAGCACCCAUCUCCCCUCGGACACUGAAGGCCAUCCAGACUGCCAUGGAUAGCAGCUUCUCAGACGAGGAGGAGGAGGAGGGGGGUGGCAGUGUGUCUCCUCGUACCCUCCUGGCCAUUCAGCGAACCACAGGAGAAAAGUUGGACGUAGGCCCGUCCCAAUACGCCACCAUGAUUGGCAAUUCUCCUGUUAAGCCCCACCCUCCCAGUCCCCAGCCUCCUGCGAACCGAUUGUUCGUCAUCAGCAGCUCAGAGGAGGAGACUGAAGGGAAGGACACACCCCUGAGGACAACUCUGACCAAUGAGGACAUGCUUGGGGUGGAGAAGGGGGAUGAGCAACAGUUGCCUCUCCCCCUUCGCCUCCCCAUUCCUCCUGCGGACAGGGUGCUCAUCAGCAUGGAGGAGGAAACCGUCACCAGGAGGAGCAGGGAGGAGGUGGAGGAGAUUCUGAGGAGGAACAGAGAGGAGUUGGAGCAAGCCAUCGACAACAGGAACAGAGCUUUCCACUCUGCAGUGGGUCAGGGGGACAGUUUGGGUCAGGCUCUCUGUCUUAUUCCCCCAUCAGGCCUUGGUCUAAACAGAGAGGAGGAGACUGGGAGGAGCAGCCUAGUGACUGAGCCUUUACCUCCAUCGCAGGAGGAGAGGAAUGGACAGAACACCGGGGAGGAGAGGAAUGGACAGAUUGUGAAGAUGGAGGACAGUGAUUCAGAGAGCUUCGUUGACGUGUCUGAGGGGGAGGAGCUAAAGGAGGAGGAGACAGAUGAUUCGCUGAUAGAGGUUGGGGACGGUACUCCAGCUAAGGCACAGGAAGACGUGGCCAAGAAGGAGGAGGAAGAGGAGGAGGCUUUAAGUAGCAGAGCUAUCCCUUUGGAAGAGAGGGAGGAGGACGAGGAGCCCCAGCCUCCCACAGAGCCCAGCCCAGCUCCUCCUGCCCCAGCGUCUGUUCCUCUACCCAACGAGUGGGAAGACAUCAACGUGGAUGAGCUGGUGGCGCUAGAGAGCAGUCUUGGAGAGCAGCAGUCCAGGCUGAGGGAACAGAAGCAGCAACAGGAACGCAUCGCUGCCACGGUUACCGGACAGAUGUGUCUGGAGAGCCAGGAGCUGCUGAGGUUGUUUGGCGUACCCUUCCUGGUGGCUCCCGGUGAGGCCGAGGCCCAGUGUGCAGCCCUGGACCGGACCGACCAGACCCACGGAACAAUCACCGACGACAGCGACGUGUGGCUGUUCGGAGGACGACACGUCUACAAGAACUUCUUCAGCCAGAACAAAUACCUAGAAUACUACCAGUACGUAGAUCUACAGAACCAACUGGGUGUGGACCGUACCAAGCUGAUUAACCUGGCCUACCUGCUGGGUAGUGACUAUACGGAGGGAGUCCCGGGGGUGGGCUAUGUGACGGGCAUGGAGAUACUCAACGAGUUCCCUGGACCUGGUACAGAACCAGUCAGCAUGUUCAGUGAGUGGUGGUCCUUGGCCCAGCAGCAGCAACGUCUGACCUCUGACCCCCGUGACUCCAAGGUCAAGAGGAAACUGAGAGGGCUUCGGCUGCGGCCGGGCUUCCCCAACCCUGCCGUGGCAACUGCCUACCUGCAGCCCAGCGUCGACCUAUCAGAAAGCUCCUUUAGCUGGGGCCGCCCACACCUCGACCUCCUCAAGGAGUUCUGUGAGAGUCGUUUUGGUUGGAACAGCAGGAAGACAGAAGAGACUCUACAUCCUGUUAUCAAACAGCUCAACACACAACAGACCCAGCUGCGUAUCGACUCGUUCUUCCGUCUGGAGCAGCAGGAGAGACAGGCCAUCAAGAGCCAGCGCCUCCGCCGGGCCGUUACCUGUAUAAAGAGGAAAGAGAGGGAGGACGGAGGGAGGGAGGAGAGGGAGGACGGAGGGAGGGAGGAGAGGGAGGACGGAGGGAGGGAAUAGGAAGAAGAGGGGACUGGCUCUCCGUCCAAGGCUAAAAGAGGGAAGGGGUCAGAGCAAAAGCAGAGGAAGGGAGAGGUGGUGGAGGGGACAGGGGGGUUCCUGGGGGCAGAGGUCAGUAAGCCUGCUCAAGAGGAUGUGGGAAGAGCCAGCCAUGAUGUGGGAGUGGCCAGCCAAGAAAGAGAGAAAGUAGGAGUGGUUAGUCAGAAUAUGGGAGGGGCCAACCUGGAUGUGGGAGGGGCCAGCCAGCAGAGGAAAGAAGUGCUUCCUCCUCCUAAUAAUGGAGUACCUCAACCUAAACUCCUCCCUAAUAGGACGGAGCAGAAUGACAGCAGCAGUACCGGGGACGACAGCGACGGUGACAGCGGGGUCGCCAUGGUAACGGCCCAGUCAGUGUUUAGGGGCCAACCGAGAGAAGGGAGGGGGGGUAAGAGAGGUGGGAGGGGGGGAAAGAGAGGCGGGGGGAGAGGCAGAGGAAGGAAGACACUGUGAGAACUAUCAACUUUAAACUCUCGAACCGUCUCUUGUUGAUGAUGUCAUCAGAGGGAUACAUAUGUGACCAAUAAACAGGCGCUGAAACCACUGUGAUGUGUUUUCUGAAUGAUGUUUAGAAUGAUGAGGGACGAUGUUUGAUACACAUCGGUGUAAAAGGUGGCGCUGUGUAAACCCAUGAUAUUUUUGGAUCAUUUCAGCGAGGCGUCUCUGGCCGUUUGUCGGUGUAUUUUCUAUGUUUGUGAUGAAUAUUUGGAACAAUUAAAAUGUUUUUUGUAUUACAAA